Gambusia affinis (western mosquitofish) is the source of this 2951-nucleotide messenger RNA. RefSeq names its product frizzled class receptor 3a (gene fzd3a). Gene Ontology annotation, biological process: non-canonical Wnt signaling pathway; canonical Wnt signaling pathway. The record is from RefSeq and is a predicted model, not a curated record. Gene Ontology annotation, cellular component: plasma membrane. The coding region runs from base 742 to 2778 and encodes 678 amino acids. The transcript has 9 exons. NCBI's taxonomy places the organism in Eukaryota, Metazoa, Chordata, Actinopteri, Cyprinodontiformes, Poeciliidae. Gene Ontology annotation, molecular function: Wnt receptor activity; Wnt-protein binding.
GAGGAGAAGGAGAAGAAGAGGUGAGAGAGGCUGGAGGAAGAAGGGGAGGAGGAGGCUCAUUGUUACGGAGAACUGCUGAGACCACCGCUACUGCACGUGAAUUUCCCUGGAGAACAUUUCGGUAAAGUUUUGUCCAUUUAAUUCCUCCAUUUUUCUUUCUUUGUAAAUAUCUGGGCGGAGUGCUUUUCCGGAGCGACCACCUCCGAGUUGCCGCCCAGGCGGCUCGUUGCGGUAAAUGAUAACACCGGUGAGCGGAGCAGGCUGCCUCUGCUCCGGUUACUAUCAGCCCUGAGGACGGACCAGCCGUCAUCUAUUGUUUGCUCUGCGUUACUUCUCUCUGCUUGAAUCCGGGUUUUGGUGACAUUCUGGCGGUUAGACGAAAGUAGCCGCGUCGAGCCUCCUGGUCAGAUCGUUGACUGGUUUCCAUCUCUGGCUGUUGUUGGCACUUCCUUUUCAAGGAGCGUUGUUGGACUGGAAGCUCAGCCUCUGUCAGGUGAUGGACCUUUAGAUGAUGACGAUGGGCGCAGCCAGCUUCGACCAGGAACACAGUGGAUGGUCUCUGCCUCCUCGGACCGUUUCUCUGUGAUCUCAGAAGAGACUCUCGGGCAGUUUUCAAACAUUUUUUAAAAUUUAUUUUCUCCUGACCUGGUGGAUGACCCUUACGGUAACAGAGGGCAACCUCUCACCCGAAGCAGCCAUCUCCUGGGUAUCUCCUCUGCUUUCUCGUGUGGGGACCCAGUGAUGGAUCUCCUGUGGGUGCUCUCCGUGUCGAUGCUCGCCGCCUGCGUGGCCAUCCCCAUGGACGCUGCAGCAGGCAGCCACAGUCUGUUCACCUGUGAGCCCAUCACCCUGCGCAUGUGUCAGGGGCUGCCAUAUAACUCCACCUUCAUGCCCAACAUCAUGAACCACUACGACCAGCAGACGGCUGCUCUCGCCAUGGAGCCGUUCCAUCCCAUGGUGAACCUGCAGUGCUCUCCAGACCUCAGGAUGUUCCUGUGUGCCAUCUACGCUCCGGUGUGCACCGAGUACGGCCGGAUGACUCUGCCCUGUCGCCGCCUCUGCCUGCAGGCCAGGAGCGACUGCUACAAACUGAUGGACAUGUUUGGUGUCAGCUGGCCAGAGGAGAUGGACUGCAACAGGUUCCCAGACUGCGAUGAGCCCUACCCUCGACCUGCGGACCUCCUGUCCACUUCAGACUCAACCGAGUCCCCCGUCUCCGUCCAGCGGGACUACGGCUUCUGGUGUCCCCGGGAACUCAAAAUUGAGCCAGAACUCGGCUACUCCUUCCUGGGGGUUCGCGACUGCUCCCCCCCGUGUCCCAACAUGUAUUUUACUCGCGAGGAACUGACGUUUGCCCGCUACUUUAUCGGGGUGGUGUCCAUCGUCUGCCUGUCAGCAACACUGUUCACUUUCCUGACUUUCCUCAUCGACGUGUCGAGGUUCCGCUACCCGGAGCGGCCCAUUAUCUUCUACGCCGUCUGCUACAUGAUGGUGUCCUUGGUGUUCUUCCUUGGCUUCCUGCUGGAGGACAGAGUUUCCUGUAAUGCAGCGAGUCCUGGAAGAUUUAGGGCGUCCACAGUGACUCAAGGCUCCCAUAAUAAGGCCUGCACGCUUCUCUUCAUGGUGCUGUACUUCUUCACCAUGGCCGGCAGUGUGUGGUGGGUCAUACUGACCAUCACCUGGUUCCUAGCAGCUGUUCCUAAGUGGGGCAGUGAGGCCAUAGAGAAGAAGGCGCUCCUCUUCCACGCCUGCGCCUGGGGCGUCCCAGGUGUCCUCACCGUCACUCUGCUCGCCAUGAACAAGAUAGAGGGAGACAGCGUGAGCGGCGUGUGCUUUGUGGGGCUUUACAACCUGACGGCACUGCGUUGGUUCCUGCUGGCCCCACUGGGACUGGACGUCGUGGUGGGCGUUGUGCUCCUGCUGGCGGGCAUCGCCGCUCUCAACCGGGUCCGCAUGGAGAUCCCGCUGGAGAAGGAGAACCAGGAGAAGCUGGUGAAAUUCAUGAUUCGCAUCGGCGUGUUCUCCGUUCUCUACCUGGUUCCCCUGUUGACCGUCGUGGCCUGCUACCUUUAUGAGAGCAGCUACCGGACCGUCUGGGAGACCACCUGGGUGCAGGAGAAGUGCAGAGACUACCACAUCCCCUGCCCAUAUAAGGUGGAGAGAACCAGCCGGCCCGACCUGGCGCUCUUCCUCAUCAAAUACCUGAUGAUGCUGAUUGUGGGAAUCCCCUCUGUGUUCUGGGUGGGCAGUAAGAAGACCUGCUUCGAGUGGGCCAGCUUCUUUCACGGCAAGAGACGCAAAGAUGGGAUGGUCAACGACAGCCGCCAGGUUCUCCAGGAGCCCGACUUCGCCCAGCUGCUGUACCGGGACCCCAACACGCCCAUCGUGAGGAAGUCGAGGGGCACGUCCACCCAGGGAACCUCCACCCACGCCUCCUCCACCCAUCUGGCCAUGCUGGACGAGCCGCCCAGCGCCAGCACCAGCCGGGCCGGAUCGGUGCGCAGCGCUCGCUCCAAGAUGAGCAGUUACCAUGGCAGCCUGCACCGCUCCAGAGACGGCAGGUACACGGGGUCCAGCAUGCCCCGCCUCAGCGACCAGUCCAGACACUGCAGCACCAACCGACUGGACGGCCUGUCCAGACAGGACUCCGCCUUGCGCCUGGACAGCCAAUCGCGGCACAGCAGCACCAGAGACCUGAGUGGCACUACGCAGGCCGUCCUCGGUGUUCCCGGAAACGGGAUUCACCGAAUCCUGGACGAGGACGGAGCUGCAGCCUGAAGGGACAAAUGAAGGAGGGAGACCCAGAACCAGGCUGUUGAUCCAGUCAGAGGAAGGGAAGUACUUUUGGAACUUUGCCUUAACGUCUCUCAGCUUUAUCUGCCAGUCCAGCUGAUCCAAAAAAAAAAAAAAAAAAAAAAAAAGACUCUCCAAGCUGACUGUCGCUGGGUUUA